This is a messenger RNA of Teleopsis dalmanni, 4872 nucleotides long. RefSeq lists its product as uncharacterized. NCBI's taxonomy places the organism in Eukaryota, Metazoa, Arthropoda, Insecta, Diptera, Diopsidae. Gene Ontology annotation, biological process: cilium assembly. The record is from RefSeq and is a predicted model, not a curated record. Gene Ontology annotation, molecular function: protein binding. Bases 172 to 4806 code for a protein of 1544 amino acids. Gene Ontology annotation, cellular component: axoneme. The transcript has 13 exons.
UUGUAUUGAUUGUCAUAGCAAUAGCAAAAUUAUAUAAAGAAGGUAGAGAAUAAAAGUGAACAAUUGUUUAUAGUAAAUAAGCACAGUAACUUUAAAAAAAGUGAAUUUUAAAAAUCAUUAAAAAACUUUAAAGUAUUUAAUUUAUUUGCUAACAACAAUAAAGGAUAAAAUAUGACGCAAGUGGGCUGGAUCUCUUUAACUAAGCCGUCAUCUCUUGUCAAUAUUGCAACCGAUGCAAUUGCUAUGCAAUGUGAAAAUGUAGUUAUGUGUAUUGAUAUCGUAACACGAGUGAAAAGCUAUUAUAAAGCUGAUAGUCCCGAGACAGGAGCCAGCAUAGCAAUAGUAACUGGGCAUAAUCGCCUUCCUUUGUUCGGAUUUGCUGAAGGUGUAUUGCAGCCAAGAAUUUUUAUUGUCAAAUAUCCAGAACUAACACCUAUAAUUGUUUUAAGUGCUUUUGGGGUAACCAAGUUUGUGGAUUUAAAAUUUUCGGAACAUGGUCAUAUUAUAGGUUUGACCGGCAGUCCACAUUAUACUUUCCAUAUAUGGAAUUAUCGUUUAAACUCUUACUACUGCGGUCAAGACACAAACCUACAGUGUGCUGAAUAUUCCACUAUAUGCUCCAAUAAUAAUUUGCCAGUAAUAGUGAAUUUUAGUUCCAUGACACGAGAAUUAUUCGUGUGGGAGUUGUGUAUGACUACAGAGCGAUACUUUUUGCAUUGUCGAUCGAGUACAACAUUAAGUCGGAAUUAUGAAAAAAGCUGCGGACAUAAUCACAUGACAUUUGCAGAUGAUGGCAGCAUAUAUAUAAUUGAUGAUUUUGGCUAUUUGUUUUAUUUUGACGUGGGACAGUUUUACUUACAAGAACAGUUCGCAAUACCAAAAAGCGAUAUAUCGGCUUGCCGCCAUUCAUUGUAUUAUUGUAAAAAUGGACUUCUAGUUACCACUGCAAAAGCUAUGCACUACAUUAAAUUGAUUGAUGAUAAAUGGGUUGUAGAAUGGACUAUUGAUAAUAUGCCAGCAGAUAUUGUUAAGGUAAUCUAUAACCAUAGCAAUGAGAUUUUUGCUUCAAAUAGUAUCGGUAAUGUGUAUCGGGUGGAAAUAGUAAAUAAUAAAAGAAUAAUCAAACCUUUCUCGUUUCAAAAUGUUAAAGUUAUCAGUUACGCUGUUGGCCUUAAAGGAAUCAGAGAAGAGCUUAUUGUGCUGCUCUCAAACGCUGGUGAAAUAAUCGCUAUGGACAUGGCACACGUAGAGACAUUUUCCGUAAUGAAUUAUCCAAAUAGUAAAAUUAUUGCGGGUCAUAACCUGUCUCCAUAUAUAAUAGUCGGAUUAGAAAGUGGUGCUUUAUAUUUUAUAAGCUAUGAGAAAGUACGUGCCCCCGUACAAAUUGGCGUAUUUAAUGCUUUAAUGUGCGAUAUCCAAUCCAUUCUUUAUUUUGAAACUUGCGCAUUUGUAUUAGACUCAACCCAGGAACAUCAUAUCAUAAGAGUGGAUAUGAAGAAAGCUGUUUUUAGCUCUUCAGGAAUUAUACCAAAAAUACCAGUUAAUGAAGCAACUAUUUUGGUGGAAUUUUUAAUUGAUUUUAAUCGUGCUUUAGUUUGUUUAAGUGAUGAUUUUGAUGCAAGUAUACGGUUUACUAAAGAGUUGCGAAUGUACAAUUGGAUUAGCAAACAAGAAGAAAUUAUUUUGACCGCAUAUGACCUGCCACAUAACUAUCGUAGUAUCUUUUGUUCAACUGUGAGUGAUAAAAAGAGAGUUGAGCUUUUCGGAAUAAGAGAAUUUGGGGCAGUAAUAGAUGUUUUCAAAUUAAAUGAUACUAAACAACUGAUCUUUAGCGAAACUAUCGCUACAACUCAUUUAACCAAUAUUAUAGGCAUUAGCGGAACGCGUAACUUAAUCACAUGGGGAGUUGAUGCCAUGAUAUUUCAUUUCAAAGCACAUAAAAGACACAAUGAUCCCUUAAUGAUAGCAAAAACAGUUGUCUUGACGUAUGUGCCGUAUUAUAUCAAAAGUGCCACCGAAUGCUUUACUGGCAAAUAUAUUAUAGUUUUGUAUUCAAACGGCAACCUUAAAAUAUACUACUUUGCAUUAAAAAGUGAGCCAUUUCUUGAAAAUAACUUAAUGGGUGGUGAAAGUAUAGAGAUUGUGCCUAAAUAUGUUACCUCAACUCAUUUCGGUGAAUCAGAUAUUAAAGCAAUUAAACCAUUGACGGAUGAACAAAAGUAUUUAAUUACAAAAGUCCAACGAAAAUUAAUCGAAAUAAAAAAAGAUGUGGCUAAAUUAAUAGAAUAUGAUAUUUCAGUUACAGGAAAAACUCAGGGUGUUUACAGAAAGUUUUGUUUGAAUCGAAAGUGGUUGGCUACAGUAGAGGAACAAUGGCGUAUGUUAUGUGCAUAUCACCGAAAAGUGCUUCAAGACGCUGUCAAUGAUAAAACGCGCAUACGAGACUGGAUUCUUAAGUUAGUUACUAGUACCACGUCUCAAAUCGGCUAUAAGCUAAGAGCGAUAUUUUCGAACACUUAUUUAGAAUGCUAUAGCAUACAUAGUCUAGAUGAUUACUUCCACAAACUUUUCGAUUUAUUUUAUUUAUAUGACGCAGACAUAAUGGAGCAGGAUGAUGAAAAUGAAGAAGAGAAUAAACCCGAAGGUGAGACAAAUGAAGGAAUGCCUAGGUCGCGUAACUUUUUUGUUGUUAAGGGAAACAUUUUCGAACACUGCGAUUCACCAGAUUUUCGUAUGGAAGAUAAGGAUUUAGUUACACAAUAUCAAAUGCAUAAUCAUUAUGCCAAGUUUAAGGCAUUGAUAAGCAAUCAAUUGCGGAAAGAUUUUAAUAAGAAGUUUUAUGAACUUGAAAAAUUCAAAAAAGAAACUAUUGAAGAAGUCAAAGGAAUAAAUUUAAUUCUGGAAAAAAUUCAUAGCAAUAUGAAUUGUAUGCACGAAUUGCUUGGCAUGGACAAGUUUGUACCAGAACCAUUAUCCGUACCUGAGUGGCAAGACGAUGAAGUUUUGGAUCGAGUAAUGACAGUGGAUGAUUCCGAAGUAAAGGCAAUAAAUCGACGAAAAAAGAAAGCUGAAAUUGUUGAGUUCAAGAGUGGUCGUAUGUUGUUGUGGGCCGAUGAAUUUUGGACACGUGCUCUAAUGACAAUGAUGGACGGAGUAUUGGAAAAACUUUGGGAAGAAGAAAUAAAAAAAGACAUCCCAAUUCCAGAGUUUAUGCUAAAAAAGGAUCCGCAUGAAUUUUCCCUCGAAGAACAGAGACAAGUUCGUGACUAUGAGGAAAGACUAGUGGUGUUAGAGUCAGAUAGGCGCAAGUAUUUAAGAAUAUUACACGCUGAUAAAGCCAAAACAAUUAAAAUAAAAGAUUCCAUAAUAUUAAGAUUUAAUGAAAAACUAAACCGAUUAGCUAUUGUAAAGUUGCAGUAUGAUUUUCAUUUAAAGGUUGGCCGACUACGAGAUUUGAAUUUGAAAAUAUAUAACCAGGAACGUAAACAUAUACGAACAACUAUAUCAGCAUUAACGGAUCAAAUAGAAACCUUGGAUGAUUACAUACAGAAUUAUGCCAAUUUGAAAAAUUUUUGGGGAAAGUCCGUUUCAGAUCUUCAAACACAAAUGGAUAAUUUGCACAUUCGAGACAAAACUUUAGAAAGAUCAUUUAGAAAUAAUUUUGUUGGUUCCUUACAUCCUGCAAUAUCACACGAUAUAUUAAAACUGUACAGGAAGCGACCUAAAGUGCAAACUAAACCUUUUAACACAACGCUAGCCUGCUUAGAAACUGCAUCUCGAAUACCUUCCAAGAAAGGAAGUAAUUUUCCAUUGCCUCGAGACAUACUUGAUUACCUUGCCAAUUUAGAAGCUUUGGAUUCGUCAGACCAUUGCCCCCAUCAAGUUGAUAACAGAUCUUGGGACCAGUUUGUGAAAUUACGGCGUUUAAAAAUCGAAAUGGAAUUACGACUUAAAGGUGUGGGAUUUCGGUUAUCCGAUGCUCAGAAUGCUCUAAAUACUUUCACUAGAGAUUACUCAAAUCUGUUAAUAAAAAAACAAGAUUAUGAAGAGGAAUUGGUGUAUCAAAUUGAAGCAUAUACCGAAGUUACACGCAAUAAGGCGGUGGUAGUUGUUUUAAAUCAGGGUCAAGUUGAAGUGAAUCUUAACAAUGCUCUAGUGGACACAAUCAAUUUUGUUUUACUGAAUAGACAGGACUUACAUGAUGUGAAUGAUUUGAUUAGGAAUGCAGGUGAGAUGAAAAUAAAGUCUAUGGAGAGGGUAGCAAUAUUUCGUCGAAAAGUUAAACAUGAAGAAUGGGAGCAUAGAAUGCUUAAAUUAGAGAUGCUCAGAUUAAAGCAUAAAUUAUAUUUAGUAAAACGUGCUAAGGUCACAAAGGAAGGAUUAGCCUUAAUACGGAACUGGGAGAAAGCUAAAAAGGCUGGUCAGAAAAUGAGAAAAACACCUGGACUUAUAAAUCGUAUUAUGCAGUUAAAGGACAAAGCGAUUAGUAGGCGGUAUGAUGAAGUACUAACAAAGGUUAAACGUGUCGAACAACAAAUUCUUCAUAAAGAGAUUGAGUGCAAACAUUUGGAUCGUAAAAUUAGUGCGGUUCAAGUGGAUAUAACUUACGCAAAUGUGGAACGGGAUUUAGAUUUUGAGAAACGUCGUGAACGUUUUCGUAAAGAUAGAUUGGAACAAAUAAUGAAGCAUAAAAAAUUAAUAGACACUGUGCGUAAUAAUCAUGCAAAAAUUUUAGAAUUGACAACAUUGUUGGAACUUCAACGUUUGCGUACGUAUCCUACAUUGGGUCCAGCUCCGGAAUGUUAGUUAAUUAAAAGAAAUACAUUACAUUCAUAUGAAGUAUAUACAUUUUUUAUUCUUACAUAUAUUUUC